AUGGACUCCUGGCCAACGCGGAAACGGGCGUGGGAGGAAUACAGUCGCAGUGAUGUGCUUCAGGAGGAGAACCAUUCAAGUCCAUUCACUCAUCUGCAUCUCGAAUCCUCAUACCCGCCAAUUGCCGCCCGAUCUUCUCCUGACGACACACCUACUGCUUCUCGCCGGCUGCCACCACUGCAUACACCGGCUGAGAGCACAUUGAUCCAACUUAGCUCUCGGCGGCAUUCGUUGGCUGGCCAUAUAGCCACUGGAGGCGACGGAUCAUACCAUACUUUGCGCGGAGUUACCAGAGCAUUUGAGCACCAACAAUGGCCCCAACAAGACCACAAUGAUCCAGAAUACAAGCUAGGAAAAGAGAUCCCUGACACGGAUCGAUCUUUGCCGCCAAUUGAGACUACUCGUUGGUCUACUAACCCACAGCCACCCACUCCGACUCCCGUGCCGACCAAGUGUUGCACAGCAAGCUGUGGAGGCCAAGCAUGCGUAGACGUACGCAUUUUAAUGCGCGAACUCGCCUCUGAGCUUGUGUCGCUGGAUGAUUCCUUGCAACGAAAUGGUUUUACCCUAACCAAAGAUCCUGCUGAGCUUAGCCAUAUCAAUAUAAGUCAAUCACUGCGGUGGGCAGUCGACUUUGUACGUCACACUAACUCUAGCUUGCGAGACCAUAUAGAACCAUCCAUCGUUUAUAGCCCAGAGCGCCACGCUCCCUCCCCGAAGCCAUCGCCAGUUAUGAGGAGAGCUCAAUAUCAACAUGAGGGAGAGGAACAAUCGCCGUCAUACCGGCAAAUUCCUGGUCCUAAAUACGCCCUCCCCGACCCCUCCUUGAUACAUCCACGUACCAUGAACGAAGAUAAUAGGCGGAAUGCGUUUGGAGCAGAUAUUCCAGGUGCUGGAUCACCUCACACGGCGAGAUCACCGUCGGUAUCAUCUUUCAUGCGACCACCCUCCCCCUUGCACGCCCCACAGAACCCAAGGAACACCAUGCUCCCUUCAGCUUCCUCGAUGAAGUUUCCCACCAGUUCGACCAUUCCCCCAAUAUCCUCCCCCACAUCAUCACUUACGGGAUCCGCGCAAUCAUCACAUCUCCAAGACCUACAGCACCAAAUUUCAGUCAAGACCUUGGCAUUUCAGACACUGCAGCGAGAGUAUGACAGCUUGCUUCAGAAGCUUGAACGACAGCGUACGAAAUGCACUACUCUAGAAAAGAAAUUCGAAGUCAGCGAUGUCGAGAUCAAUAGUCUCUCGGAUGAGAAGGAGAGACUCCAAUCUCAAGUCAUAACACUUGAGGCCCAGGUUGAAGAGUUACAGGAAAGCAGAGACGAAGCUCGCCGAUCAUUGAUGGCGAAUGGCACACAGUACAUGCGAAUCAUGGAGAUGGCGAAUCGUUUGCAGGUGCAAAAUACGGAGGACAGGAAGCGCUGGGAUGCCGAGAGGACAGAACUGGAACAGAGGAUCAAAGUACUAGAAGAGGCCAUGGUCACUGGAGACAAUGCACCCACGGACACAGCAACCGGAACGACCCCUUCACAUCCUUCUUCGCCGGCCAAUACCAAUUCUGCAAGUUGUUCUUCACACUCAGCGACGAUCAACGUCUUGCGUGCGGAGAUCGUACGUCUUCGGGCCCGAACACAGAGCUUAGAGAUUGCAUUGCAGACGAUGAAGGACGAGAGCAUAUCUAUCCAGGCCGCCGCCCGGCAAUUAGUCGCUUCCAGCGGCAAGAUCGAAGAGGCAUCGCAUUCUAUACUGGACGGGCAAUAG
This is a messenger RNA of Aaosphaeria arxii CBS 175.79, 1761 nucleotides long. RefSeq lists its product as uncharacterized. The transcript has 3 exons. The record is from RefSeq and is a predicted model, not a curated record. The coding region runs from base 1 to 1761 and encodes 586 amino acids. Lineage: Eukaryota; Fungi; Ascomycota; Dothideomycetes; Pleosporales.